AGCCGCCCUCGGCCCCGCGCACCCCGCACCGCCGCGCCGGGAGCCCGCAGGAGCAGCUCCGGGGCAUGGAGGGGAAGGAGAGGUGAGCAGAGCCGGCCCUGCCCCGCACCUUGCCGCGUCCAGCCCGAGCGGGAGCAGCGAUGCCUCUGGGGAUGAAUAAGCAUGGAUCUCGCUCUACUACCUCUCUGCCUCCGGACCCCACCGAGAUCGUCAGGAGCAAGGCCUGCUCCCGGAGGGUCAAGCUCAACGUGGGGGGGCUGGCCCACGAGGUUCUCUGGCGGACCUUGGACAGGUUGCCGCGGACCAGGCUGGGUAAGCUCAGAGACUGCAACACGCACGACUCCCUCAUGGAGAUCUGCGACGACUACAACCUGGAGGAGAACGAGUACUUCUUCGACAGGCACCCCGGGGCAUUCACCUCGAUCUUGAACUUCUACCGCACCGGCAAGCUGCACAUGAUGGAGGAGAUGUGCGCCUUGUCCUUCAGCCAGGAGCUGGACUACUGGGGGGUGGACGAGAUCUACCUGGAGUCCUGCUGCCAGGCCCGCUACCACCAGAAGAAAGAGCAGAUGAAUGAGGAGCUGAAGAGAGAGGCAGAGACCCUGAGGGAAAGGGAAGGGGAGGAAUUCGAUAACACCUGCUGUGCUGAGAAAAGGAAAAAGCUCUGGGACCUCCUGGAGAAGCCCAACUCCUCGGUAGCGGCCAAGAUUUUGGCAAUCAUUUCCAUCAUGUUUAUUGUACUAUCUACAAUUGCCUUGUCCCUUAACACGCUCCCUGAGCUGCAGGGCGUGGAUGAGUUUGGGCAGACCACAGACAACCCUCAGCUGGCGCACGUGGAGGCGGUGUGCAUCGCCUGGUUCACCAUGGAGUACCUGCUGCGCUUCCUCUCCUCCCCCAAGAAAUGGAAGUUUUUCAAGGGCCCGCUCAAUGCCAUAGAUUUGCUGGCUAUCUUACCCUACUAUGUUACUAUCUUCCUCACAGAAUCCAAUAAAAGUGUACUUCAGUUCCAAAAUGUACGGAGAGUGGUCCAAAUAUUUCGGAUUAUGAGGAUCCUGCGGAUUCUAAAACUCGCCCGGCACUCGACGGGUUUGCAGUCCUUGGGGUUUACGCUGAGGAGGAGUUACAAUGAACUCGGAUUACUCAUCUUGUUUCUGGCUAUGGGCAUUAUGAUCUUCUCCAGCUUAGUGUUUUUUGCAGAAAAGGAUGAGGAUGAUACAAAAUUCAAGAGCAUCCCAGCUUCUUUCUGGUGGGCAACGAUCACCAUGACGACGGUAGGCUACGGAGACAUUUACCCCAAAACUCUUUUGGGUAAAAUAGUAGGAGGACUGUGCUGCAUUGCUGGUGUGCUGGUGAUAGCUCUUCCCAUCCCAAUUAUUGUCAAUAACUUCUCCGAGUUUUACAAGGAGCAGAAGAGGCAGGAGAAAGCCAUAAAGCGCAGGGAGGCUCUCGAAAGAGCAAAAAGAAACGGCAGCAUUGUUUCCAUGAACAUGAAGGAUGCCUUUGCCCGUAGCAUAGAACUCAUGGACAUUGUGGUUGAGAAGAAUGGAGAAAGCAUAGCCAAAAAGGAUAAAGUUCAGGACAAUCAUUUGUCUCCAAGCAAAUGGAAAUGGACCAAGAGAACGCUCUCUGAAACUAGUUCUAGUAAAUCUUUUGAAACUAAGGAACAAGGAUCCCCAGAAAAAGCCAGGUCAUCUUCCAGUCCCCAGCACCUGAACGUCCAGCAGCUCGAGGACAUGUACAACAAGAUGGCAAAGACUCAGUCCCAGCCGAACCUGAACACCAAGGAGCCGGGCCCGGCGGGGCAGAAGGAGGAGCUGGAGCUGGAGCCGCUGCCCGGGCCCAUGGCGCCGCUGCUGGCCACGCGCGUGGACGGCGUGCUGGACAUGAGGAGCAUGUCCAGCAUCGACAGCUUCAUCAGCUGCGCCGCCGAGUUCCCCGAGGGGCGCUUCUCGCACAGCCCCCUCGGCGCCCUGCCCUGCCAGGGGGGCAUCGCCACCGUCCCGGAGCCGGGCAGGGCCGAGGGCAGCGCCAGGUACGGGGAGAUGCACCCGCCCUGCGACAGCCACCGCUCCGCCUUCUUCAUUGACAGCCCCAGGAGCUCCAUCAAGGCCAGUAACCCCCUAAAACUGAGAGCUCUGAAAGUCAACUUCAUGGAAGAGGACGCCAGCGCGUUAGUGCCAGCAUCAAACGUACCCAGAGCAUACCCAGACCCUCUCAAGAGCCGGGGAGCCGCUGCUGCUGCCACAGACGUGUCCUUGCUGUCUGACAGGUCCCUCAUGAGCCCAGAGCCCUCCAUCUACACAACUGCGAGCGCCAGAACCCCCCCGAAGUCCCCGGAGCCCCAGGCUGCCACAGCUUUCAACUUCCACGACGCUGGCAUCCACAGGUACAUCGACGCUGACACCGACGACGAGGGUCAGCUCAUGUACGACUCCAGCCCGCCCCGAAAUGCCAGCCCCAAGUACAGCGUUGCAAACAGUGGCUAUCUAAAGCAAAAGGACCAUGUUUAUAGAACAGAGAAGAACCAUCUAGAAGCUGCUGCUUUACCCACCUCCCCUAAGCUGAUAGGGCAGAACUGCAUUUUCUCUAUGGAAGGUAUCACUGGAAGAACCCAGGGCAAUCAGGAGACUGUCAGGCUAGAAAAUCACAUUUCCCCAGAAGUCCAUGUAUUACCAGGCAGCGGAGGACAUGCUAACACACAUGAUCAAAGCAUCUGAGGUGGGGUCUGAAAGAACUUACUGAGAUUUUAAAGGAGUAUCUUCACAGUCAACACAAACAAAAGAGCUUCUGCAUGGCAUGAACUUGGCCGAAACAAGCCACCUGUUUCUAAAAGUCUGGGGGAGGUCCAGUGUGGGUUUGUGAAAAUGUCCUUCUCUGAAACAACUCUAAAGACAUUGCCCACAUCAGUCAAAAAAAUGAUUGCAAAUCAUGAUCACACAUUGAUCUCCUUUCAUGUUGUCCAGUGAAGCCAAUGUGACCAAAUAUCCAUCCAUUCCCCUUGAACGCUAGAGCUCCUUUUGGAAGUAUUAACAUCUGAUUUGCGUUAGUUCCAUAAAGGAUG
Messenger RNA from Ficedula albicollis (Collared flycatcher), 3061 nucleotides. RefSeq names its product potassium voltage-gated channel subfamily B member 1 (gene KCNB1). The record is from RefSeq and is a predicted model, not a curated record. The coding region runs from base 141 to 2717 and encodes 858 amino acids. NCBI's taxonomy places the organism in Eukaryota, Metazoa, Chordata, Aves, Passeriformes, Muscicapidae. The transcript has 3 exons. Gene Ontology annotation, cellular component: membrane; voltage-gated potassium channel complex. Gene Ontology annotation, biological process: potassium ion transmembrane transport; protein homooligomerization. Gene Ontology annotation, molecular function: protein binding; delayed rectifier potassium channel activity.